UGAUAGCAAUCGCAUUGUGGGAUUUCUUGUGCCCAAAGAAGGGAAGGCUGCGUAACUGGGGAUUCUUCACUGACCCGCAUUACUAUUCUUUUUCCUCGGCCAGAUCACGUUCGUCAAUGGAGUCUCUACUUGCCUCUAACUCGGCGUCCGAGAGAACCCAGUCUCCAUAUGUCACAGGCACUUCCGUAGUUUCCAUCAAAUACAAGGAUGGGAUCUUGAUGGCGGCUGACAUGGGAGGUUCUUAUGGGUCCACUCUGCGCUACAAGAGUGUGGAGCGGAUGAAGCCUAUUGGGAAACACUCUCUGCUAGGUGCAAGUGGAGAAAUAAGUGAUUUCCAGGAGAUUUUGCGGUACCUUGACGAGCUCAUCCUGUAUGAUAAUAUGUGGGAUGAUGGGAACUCUUUGGGGCCAAAAGAGGUGCACAACUACUUGACUCGGGUGAUGUAUAACAGGCGUAACAAAUUUAAUCCAUUGUGGAAUUCGCUGGUGCUUGGUGGAGUGAAAAAUGGGCAGAAGUAUCUUGGCAUGGUUUCCAUGAUAGGUGUGCAUUUUGAGGACAAUCAUGUGGCGACUGGGUUUGGAAAUCAUCUUGCACGGCCGAUCCUUCGUGAUGAGUGGCGUGAGGACUUGAGUUUUGAAGAUGGGGUGAAGUUAUUGGAGAAAUGCAUGCGUGUGCUACUGUAUCGUGAUAGAUCUGCUGUCAACAAGCUUCAGAUAGCAAAAAUCACAGAGGAGGGGGUUACAAUUUCACCGCCCUACUCAUUGAAGACAUUCUGGGGAUAUAAAGCAUUUGAGAAUCCAACAGUGGGUGCUGAGGGGUCAUGGUAAUUUGCUGUUGAUGCAGCUUGUUUAGAUUCUUGCAUUACCAGAAUCUGAAUGGUAGACUGGGGUAAAAAAAGACAUGAGGAUUUGAUGCUUGUUUAUGUUUAUUUAAACGCGUACUGUAAGGCUUGUUAGUGAUCGACCACACAAUAUAUCUAAUGUUGCUAGCCAGGGGGUGCUGGUGUUUGGGUUUGAUGAAAUCUUAAUCGUAGAUCUGUUGCUGUCACAGCGGUUCUCUUCA
Messenger RNA from Tripterygium wilfordii, 1062 nucleotides. RefSeq names its product proteasome subunit beta type-4-like. The record is from RefSeq and is a predicted model, not a curated record. The transcript is spliced from 6 exons. Gene Ontology annotation, cellular component: proteasome core complex, beta-subunit complex; nucleus; proteasome core complex. The coding region runs from base 117 to 827 and encodes 236 amino acids. NCBI's taxonomy places the organism in Eukaryota, Viridiplantae, Streptophyta, Magnoliopsida, Celastrales, Celastraceae.